AUGAGCUGCAAGUACGAGGAUGCCGAUGAGAGGCUGAAUCGCCUCGCCAGAGUGCGAGAGAAUCAACGCAAAAGUCGGGCCCGAAGACAACAGUACAUCGAGGAACUCGAGCAGAAAGUCGCCGUAUGCAAUGCGCAAGCCCAGCAGAGGGAAAUCGAGCACUUGAUCGCGCUCCAGAAAUUGGAAGCUGAAAAUGCCAAACUACGUGCGCUACUACAACGAGCGGGACUUGCUCCUGGUCUAGUGGAGGAUUUUUUAAGAGACGUGUCGCAGCCCACUGUGUCGGAGAAGAUAGCAAUUCCACGACUCAAGGCGCCAAUAUCGCCGCAAUCUACUUCAAGCCAUCACUCUAUACCUUCGAUCAAGACUGAUGAGCCAUAUACACCGGCCUCUUCGGCAGGUGUCGCUACAGCUUGCAAUAACAAUGCCACUUCUGCUUCAGCAAUCCAUUAUCCUGUCGCUAUGCAGAAAUCCGCCGGAUGUUGUGGCCCGGCUUCCUCAACAAAUGUUAACGCAGUCUACAAUAUCAAUAACUCGUCGCAGAAACCCGCCGGAUGUUGUGGCCCAGCUUCUUCAACAAAUGUUAAUGCAGUCUACAAUAACAAUAACCCGUGUGCACCACCGAGCCAGUACGCUCCCACUGUGCAAAGGGUUGAGGAGCCAUACCCGCCAACCUUAGCAAACUUUGAUAUAGUUUGCAAUGACAAUAUCUCCUGUACUCAGGCUUCCGAGUGCCAGGACAAUUGCACGACCUCCAAGCCUCUCGAGCCACCCGCGGUAGCUCCCGCAGACCCUGUGCCGACUCAACAACAGCAAAACAUCAAAUUACCGUCGAUUGCAUCUCUGUGUGACUGCGGGCCAGGGUCAGCAUCCAGUUGGCCAAGGCUUACUACUCCUGUCAAUACUACUCUCUGCGAUGUUGCACAGGACUUGAUCGAUCAGUAUAAUACGAAAGGCGUGGAUCUCAAUGUCAUAAGGCAGAGACUUCGGGCUGGUUUCCGCAACGAUGAUGCCAAUGGUUGUCGGGUACAGAAUAAUGUGCUAUUUGAGGUUUUGGAUGAGAUUAGUGGGGAUGCGCCCUCGUCUGGUGGUACUUGA
Molecule: messenger RNA, 1098 nt
Organism: Talaromyces amestolkiae
Lineage: Eukaryota; Fungi; Ascomycota; Eurotiomycetes; Eurotiales; Trichocomaceae
Exons: 2
Coding region: 1-1098 (365 amino acids)
Source: RefSeq, a predicted model, not a curated record